Bradysia coprophila is the source of this 2289-nucleotide messenger RNA. Its product is annotated as protein RCC2 homolog. Gene Ontology annotation, cellular component: membrane. The record is from RefSeq and is a predicted model, not a curated record. Gene Ontology annotation, biological process: negative regulation of GTPase activity. Lineage: Eukaryota; Metazoa; Arthropoda; Insecta; Diptera; Sciaridae. Gene Ontology annotation, molecular function: small GTPase binding.
AUCAAGCAACAUAAAACUGACCUAACUUCACUGCUAUCCGGCAUAUGUCAAACAUUUCUUCUCCGCGCUUUCGUGAAACAGUAAAAUUUCAUUAGAAGCUAAAUUAAGCUCGGACAAGCCAAACUCAGCAAGAACACUAAGAGACUAUGUCUUCAAAGCGCAAAUCCGAUAAACCUCUUCCAGCGAAAAGGGGUCGCAAGAAGAAAACUGACGAUGAUUUUGAAUCAGACACAUCCGAUACGAUCGACGAUGAUGUUAAGACUGGUGGUGAUAUUGAAGUGAUCAUCAUGAACGAUGAGGUACCGACAAAACUGCCGGAAGAAUUGUUGAAAACAUACGAUCGUGAUCCCGGUAAACUGAUGGUUGCCGGUAUGGUUACAUGGGAUUUGACUGGACGUCGUGAUCCGAAAGGAAAAGUGACUAAAAUCCGACCGAAUCUUUAUGUGUUCAAUCGAUUCACCGACGAGAAGUAUCGUUUGAUCGUAAGCGGAUGUAGUUCGGCUCAUAGCAUCCUACUCAACAUGGAUCGUAAAGCAAUGAGUUUCGGACGAAAUCAGUUUGGCCAGUUAGGUCAUCCCAAAUUAGAAGUGUAUGAAACACCCACCGUCAUUGCCGAAUUGGAGAACGUCAAUGUUAUUCAGGCAGCUUGUGGACGUAACCACUCACUAUUUCUGACAGAUACUGGCACCGUGUACGCUUGUGGUGAUAACAAAAGUGGUCAAUGUGGCAUCGGUUCAACUACUCCGAUCGUUCAAAAACCGACUCGGAUUAAUUAUCGUGGGCCUCCGAUUAUCAAAGUUGCAUGCGGCGCUGAUUUUUCCGUCAUAUUGGACAUUAAAGGCAAUUUGCAUUCAUUUGGAUUGCCCGAAUACGGUCAGCUGGGUCAUAAUACAGAUGGCAAAUAUUUCGUCAAUUCCAACAAAAUGACAUUCCACUUUGAAACGUCUCCGAAGAAAAUUGUCUUGUACAUUGAAAAGGCAAAGGAUGGUCACAUAACACCCAUCGAGGGAGUUCAGAUUGUAGACUUCAGUUGCGGUAAUAACCACACGGUGGCAAUUGAUUCGAAGAAACGAGCGUACAGCUGGGGAUUCGGCGGCGUUGGCCGCUUGGGUCAUGCCGAACAAAAGGACGAAAUGGUUCCUAGGAUGAUUAAGUUUUUCGACUCGUCAUCGCGUGGCGUCCGUAGCGUUUUCUGCGGUUCUUCGUACAGCAUGGCUAUCAACGAACUUGGCGUUCUGUUUAUGUUCGGACAGAAUAAGAAGACUGGUGAAGCGAAUAUGUAUCCGAAGCCGGUUCAAGAUCUUGCAGGCUGGCAUAUCACUAGCAUUGGUUGUUCGAAUACUUCCAUUAUCAUUUCCGCAGACGAUACUCUUAUUGCUUGGGGCGCAUCUCCAACGUAUGGCGAAUUGGGACUUGGUGAUUUGCUAAAAUCCAGCACCGUUCCGAAAGAAGUGACUCGGUUGACUGGAAUGAAAAUGCCGCAGGUUGCAAUGGGUCUGUCACAUUCACUAGUUUUGGUAAACACCGACGAUGAGGCAACAUUAGCCAAAUAUGAGAAACUACCAGAAUUCGAUGUCGAUGACUAAGAUAAAGAUUCUAGCUGAACAAACAACAACAUCAAAACCGAAAACAAAAUUUCUCUUGUACUUCACAAAAAGCAACCGAUUCAGCUGCAUCAAUGGGAUGUGAUUUUGGUAUACAAGUCGUAUUAGCUAUUAAUUUUUAAGAUACAAGUAUUUAAACAACAAAAAACAAAAUCUAGAGUUAAAAGUCUUACAAUGAAUCUGAGUCUGGCCAAUGCAAGCUCUCAUUUUCACACCUAUCAUUAAAUCCUAAAUUUAAAGAAAAUUAAAACUGAAAGAUGAAACGGUCGGUCUGAUAAUACUUAAAAGCACCAGACACUCAGCUCGAAUUUAUUUAUCUGAAAGCCAAUAGACUUGGUGUUCAAAGCAAAUCAUUUUCGUUUCCAAACUUUUUAAUGUGACAGAAACUCGGCUUUCUUUUUAAACGAACAUUUUUUUUGUCGAUUUUUGGUUUGUAAUUUUCGUACUUUUCAAAAUUGUUUGUCAUUGUGUCUUAUUUGAGAUUUGUAUUUUAGCUUUCAUUUUUAGUGUUCUUUUUCGCUCGAUCGAUUUAAUUUCCUCAGUGUUUUGUUGUAGCCAAUUCGAGAAUAACUCUGUAGAAUUAAGUUCUAACUUACCUUAUAUUUUACAUGUUUUUUAUAUAAAAGAGAAGAAAAUAGAAUAAAUGGAAAUUGUUGUCACAGUGGAAGAUGAUAUCGAACAAAAA